Racocetra fulgida is the source of this 1530-nucleotide messenger RNA. Lineage: Eukaryota; Fungi; Glomeromycota; Glomeromycetes; Diversisporales; Gigasporaceae. The record is from the annotation of a GenBank genome assembly.
AUAAUAGUACUAUUGAAUUAAAAUUAGAAUGUUAUUUAAGUGAAGUUAAAAAACAAUAUCACGAAUUAGCAACUAUUGUAAAAAAUUUAAAUGAUUAUGAAGUUAUUUCAAUUGAUGAAUAUUUACCAUUGAAUUGUAAUCAAAGAUAUAAAUUUAUUACCAAUUUAGCUUUAGAUACUACUAUAAUGUUAUAUAGAUAUUAUCAUGGAAACUAUCUUGGAACCUUAAAUUUUAUAUGGCGAAUACCAACUGAUCCAAAUAUAAGAUCUGAAAAUUUGCAAGCACAAGCUAUUAUUAGUAUUCAAAAUAAGUUACCAAAAUAUUUUACUAGAGCAAUGCGUAAAAAUAUAUUUGCAAAGUAUUCCUUAUUAAGUAAAAUUACACCCCAUGUUUUAUCAUUAUUGCAACAUGAUUUAACAGGAGAUAUUAGUGCACCAGAAAAUUCUCAAUCUAGAGAAUUAGAUGAACGUCUUAGAUUAAUGCUUGAAAUUGGAGACUCAGAUAUUUUAGUAGAUUUAAGAAUUAAUAAUGGCUUUAAAGGUACCAAAUUUGAUAUUUUUUGGGAUGAACUAAAAUUAUAUUUUGAAGAGAAUACUCCAGCAGUUCAAGAUCGUAGAUAUGGAUCAAUACUUUAUAUGCCAUCAUUUAUUUCUGUACGUAAUCUUAAAGAUCAAAUUAUUACUCGAAUUAAAAAUAAGUUGUCUAAUAUAGCAGAUUUUGAUAAUAUUGCAAUUCCUUCUGAAAGAUGGAUUAGUUAUCAAUUUCUUCCUAAAAAUCCUUGGGCUAAAGCUAGUACUGAAUAUGUAGAUCAAUUUGAAAUUAAAUAUAAAGUUCAAGCACGUCUUUUACGAAAAUCACAUCCUGAUAGUCAUUAUUGCAGAGCAAUUUUUAAAUAUCUUCGCCAUUUUUCAGUAAAAUUUAAAAAUAAUCUUGGAUUAAUUUUUGCUGAUGAUAAACAUAAAAUUCCUAUAGGAGAAGAUACUUCAACUUCAACUGAUUCUAUGAGUAGUUUAUCUGAAGAAACUUUUGCUUCCCUUAAAACUUUAGAAGAAAUUCGCAAUGAGGCUGAAAAUUUAUCUAAUAACCAACAUUAUAAAGAAUUUGAUGAUAUAUAUCAACAAGAAACAACAGAGCAAUUUAAACCUUCAAUUAAAAAAUUAAAAUCUGAAGAAACUUCUGCAGGAAUUUUUGUAAAUAAUUUUAUUCGAUUGUUAGUUGCUUGUGACUUUUGUGGAAAGUAUCGUUGCAUAUAUUCUAAAACUAUAUUAAAUGAUAUUGAAAUGGAAGCUAUUACUCAACAUUUUGAUAAUAUUAUAUAUAGUUGUAGAUCACCAAUUGUUUCAGAUGAUCAUUUUCUUGCUAAUACUCUUUAUAUACGUCUUAACUUAACUUGCAAUUCACCAAUUGAGCAUAAUUACUAUUCUUGUAGACUUAAAGAUGUAGAUUUAUGUUUUUGGUGUGGCUCAGAAGAUGAAUUACUCGAAAUUCCUUCUGAAAUACAAGAAAAUUGGAAAUUAAUUUAUCCACUUU